This is a messenger RNA of Aspergillus japonicus CBS 114.51, 2318 nucleotides long. Its product is annotated as tRNA modification GTPase. Gene Ontology annotation, biological process: tRNA methylation; tRNA wobble uridine modification. Gene Ontology annotation, molecular function: GTPase activity; protein binding; GTP binding. NCBI's taxonomy places the organism in Eukaryota, Fungi, Ascomycota, Eurotiomycetes, Eurotiales, Aspergillaceae. The transcript is spliced from 3 exons. Gene Ontology annotation, cellular component: cytoplasm; mitochondrion. The record is from RefSeq and is a predicted model, not a curated record. The coding region runs from base 45 to 2057 and encodes 670 amino acids.
CCAUCUUCUGUUUACUCCAACUAACGACUGACACCAUUUCGCGCAUGCGCGGAUUCAAUCUUCGAACCCUGCGGUGGGCUGCUGCCGCUCGCCCAUCGUUGCCGGUGCGGAAUCGAGGUGUUUUGUCGAGACGCUCUCCGGCACCACUGCUACUAUUAAAUGAAUCACCACGCCGCUGCUUCUCAGCCUGUCGCCCGGAUCUUUCACUCUUCGAUGCCGACUCAACAAUCUAUGCCCUCUCCACCGCUCCCGGGCGAGCCGCUAUCGCCGUCGUGCGAGUAUCUGGUCCAGCAUGCGUGCAGAUCUACAAUGCUCUCUGCCCCUCCGCGCCCCUCCCCCGUGCCCGGCACGCCGCCGUCCGCACGCUCUACGAUCCCCUCCAACCUCUAUCCUCGAACACCAUCCUCGACGCCGCAGCCUUGGUGCUCUACUUCCCCGGCCCCCGAACCGUGACCGGGGAAGACGUGCUCGAGCUGCACUUGCACGGGGGUCCCGCGAUUGUUAAAUCCGUCUUGACGGCGAUCGCAAACGUCAACCCGUCGUCAUCCUCGUUGCCUUCCUCCUCACCAUCUCCAACCACAACCACAACAACACAUCCGAAGAAUCCCCGGGUCCUCAUCGAAACCCCCUCCAGAGGAGGAGCCGGAGGGAUCAUCCGCUACGCCGAGCCCGGCGAAUUCACGCGCCGGGCCUUCCUCAACAACCGCCUGGACCUGCCCCAGAUCGAAGCGCUGGGGGAGAUCCUGCACGCGGAGACGGAACAGCAACGACGGAUUGCCGUGCGCGCGGCGAGCAGCAGCAACAGCGGCAGCGGCAGUGGUCCCGACGGGGCCGGCGCGCUGUCGCAACGCUACGAGCAGUGGCGGCAUCAGUUGCUGUACGCGCGCGGCGAGCUGGAGGCGCUGAUCGACUUUGCCGAGGACCAGCAUUUCGACGAAUCGCCGCGCCAGCUGGUUGGGUCCGUGGGCCGGCAGGUGCGCACCCUCCAGGCGCAGAUCCGGCUGCACAUCGGGAACGCCGCCAAGGGGGAGUUGCUGCGCAGCGGGAUCCGCGUCGCGCUGCUGGGCGCCCCGAACGCCGGCAAGAGCUCCUUGCUCAAUCGGGUCGUAGGCCGGGAGGCCGCUAUUGUGAGUACCGAGGAAGGUACUACCAGGGAUAUCGUCGAUGUCGGGGUGGAUGUUGGGGGUUGGUUUGUGCGGCUGGGGGAUAUGGCGGGUAUCCGGUCGGAGGAUGUUGGGGAGGAUGAUGAGGAGGGGAGGGGGAGCUCGGCGGUGCGGAAUGUGGUGAUUGGGGCGGUGGAGAAAGAGGGGAUCCGGAGGGCCAAGGCUAGGGCGUUGGAGUCGGAUGUUGUCGUUGUGGUCGUCUCGUUGGAGGCUGAGCAGCAGCAGCAGCAGGAGGAGGCAGACAGUGCGGGCAGUGCGAGUGCUUCAGCUUCGCGGUUGGCGGUGGAACGAGAGGUCGUUGAUGCGGCGAAUGAGUGCGCGCGCGCCGGCCGCUGCGUCGUCGUCGCGAUCAACAAGUGUGACCGGCUGCCCGGCCUGGAUCGCCUCCCGGAUCAGCUGCUUGCCACCGUCCGCACGCUGUUCCCUGCUGUGCCGGCCCGGCGCGUCUUCGGGAUCUCCUGCCUGGAUGCUCGCCGGGAGACGGGCUCCGUAUCUGGCUCGGCGGGGCACGAUCCGGGCCACAUCCAGCGCUUUCUCCAGGGGUUGAUUGCUACGUUUGAGGAGCUGGCCUCCCCGAUGGGCAUCGAGGAGGAUGCCAACGGCCAGUACGACCGCUCCUACUGGGAGGAUUCCCUGGGGGUCACCCACCGACAGAGCUCGAACCUACAACGCUGCCUGGAGGAUCUCGACGCCUUCAUGAUCCAGACUCAAUCAUCGGACCACGACCACCACCAGCUUACACCCGAGUCCGAAGAGGAGGUCGACAUCGUCACCGCGGCCGAGCACCUCCGUUCCGCUGCCGAUGCCCUGGCCAAGAUCACAGGUAAAGAUGAGAGUGGCGACGUGGAGGACGUUCUAGGGGUGGUCUUCGAAAAAUUCUGCGUUGGGAAAUGAAACACGACUGCUUAGCCCGAAGAAAUUCUUCUGGUUGCUUUUGGCACUGCAACCGCAGUCUAUACUUCCUUCCUCCCUUCCCUUCGGUUCGCUUUGCUGUUCCGCAGCCGAGGAUCCUCGCGAGCAUACUACUGGUUGGUCCCUGCUUUCUCAUUCACAUCGUUAUACCCGCCCCGGCCUUGCAUAUCCAUCUGUUCGGCUGCGGUCGAGGUCGCGGUGGAUGUUGAUGACGUCGGGGUGUUAUACCCGCCUCGACCCAUG